UGAACAAUGGCGGAUCCAGUUCUUCAAUCUCCGAAAAACUCACAUUUCUUCCAGCCACUUCUUCCCGGCUUCGACUCUUACCUUAACAUUCCUGUGAAGUUUUUCUCAAAACGCAUACAAGGAAGAAACGAAGGAAGGACAGUGGAGCUAAGAACCGACGCGUCUGAAAAAACUUGGCAAGUUAAGAUCCAAGGUCGGAGACUAACAGUGGGCUGGAAAGAGUUCGCCAGCGCGCAUGAUUUCCGAGUUGGGGAUAUUAUCGUUUUCAGACACGAAGGAUCUUUGGUAUUUCAUGUCACUGCAUUGGGACCCAGUUGCUGUGAGAUUCAAUAUGUACCGUCUUGCAAUAAUCAGGAGAACAUUAGUAACUUGUCGAUGAAGCAGAGCAUAAAAACAGAACUAGAGUCUUCACUCGACGAAGACAAAGUUAACAUGGGAAAGUUUCCAAGAAAAAAACAUGUGAAGAAGAGGAUUCCUGAAGCAGAAGCCAAGUCUUUUUCAUCAGACAAGUCCUGUUUCGUUGCACAUGUAACAGAUUCUAACUUACGAGAGGAUACACUGUUUCUUCCAAGGAAGUUUGAUAGGUCCGAUGGUCUGAUUAAAGGAAGUAACAAGAUUGUUCUGAUGAAUGAAGAAGCAAGGACAUGGACGCUUAUUCUGAAGUUUAGGAAUUCAAGUAGAACGUUUUACAUGAGGGGUGGCUGGACAAGUUUCUCCAUGAGCAUGGGCUUAAACCUGGAGAUUCCGUCACGUUUAAACUAGAGAGGAAUAACACCAAAACGCCUCUUCUUCGUUUCUCCACUGCAGAAUUAAAGAGUGUUUCCACUAAAGAUUUCAACAAAAUAAAGAGAAAGGAAUCUGGUGACAGUAGCCAAAAAGUUCCAUCAUCGUCAUCUUCAGUAAGUGAAUACCGAUUUUUGACACUAACCGUCACACCAGCCGCUCUCAAAGAUGGUAGACUUCGUGUUCCAAUCAAAUUCAUUAAGGGUAACCGAAUGGAAAACCUAGGAAUGAAGAAGAUAACUCUGUUGGACAAGCAUGGAGUAGAGUGGCCAGUGAAUUUAGUCAUGUACAAGGGAAAUACACAGACGCGAUUCGGUUCAGGGUUGAAAGAGUUUUUCAAGGCUAAUGGCAUCGAGGCAUGCAAAUCUUUUGUGUUGGAGUUGGUUUGAG
Molecule: messenger RNA, 1173 nt
Organism: Arabidopsis thaliana (thale cress)
Lineage: Eukaryota; Viridiplantae; Streptophyta; Magnoliopsida; Brassicales; Brassicaceae
Product: AP2/B3-like transcriptional factor family protein
Exons: 6
Coding region: 7-762 (251 amino acids)
Cellular component (GO): nucleus
Molecular function (GO): DNA binding
Source: RefSeq, marked reviewed